This is a messenger RNA of Stegodyphus dumicola, 3840 nucleotides long. Its product is annotated as A-kinase anchor protein 7-like. The record is from RefSeq and is a predicted model, not a curated record. Lineage: Eukaryota; Metazoa; Arthropoda; Arachnida; Araneae; Eresidae.
AACGACAGCUUUGUACACAGUGGUAAUGGACACUGGAAGUAAACAUAAGAUGCAAAACACGUUGUACUCCGUGAUGCAAACAAACGUGCCGCGAGAGACGACUGAACUCGCUACAUAAAGCAUUUAAGAAUUAUAAUAGAAGUUUUAUGUGAAUGUGGAUAGUUUUGUGUUUAGGCUUUCUGAAUUCAGUCGCUUUUUUGAAAACGUUGUGAAGCUUCAGAAUGUAUCAGCUUUUCUUUAAGUUAGUGUUUACUGUAGGAAGGAGGUUGUAAACGUUUCAAGAUAAAAAUUCUUUCAUUUCUCCCAGUCUAAAGCGAACAAGUAUUAUGAUCAGACUAAUACAGACACUUAUACCUAGUUUAAAUGUUUUGUCGUGUUUUGUAGGAAAAUUCUCAACCAACACUGCAAGAUAUUCAUUCAAAAAUGCAACAACAGUUAGGUUUCGCAGAUUUUCGUAUUUUGUUGCUGGCUGCUGCUUCUCGAAAAGUGGUGAAUCUGCUGUAUUAUCUGAUGCUACGUCGAAAAGUUACACCAAUGCAGUGACUGCUCAGUAUAAUUCUUUUGGAGAACUUUAUCCCUCCCACUGUGCUUCUAAUAGCCUUCAGAAUGUGAACUGUGAAACUGAAGAAUUUCCCAUGCAUUACAAACAACGUAUUGAUAGUAUUACUACGUCAAGUUUGGAAGAUAUAUCUAUUCAUCGAAACACUUGUAAGCGCCUCAGGAAUUCUGAACAAGAUGUACAUGACAUUUCGCCACCUACUGCGAGUAAGCAUCCUAAAAUAAGCAAUGAUGCGACUACUGAUAUUACUGCUGGAAACUCGGACGGCCCUAAAGUCACAGAAAGUUCUGACAUAAUCAUUCCCGUUUCACAUAGAGAACCUGGUAAUACAGACGAUAAUUACUUGAAGACCAAACAACAGAGGCCUAACUACUUUGUUGCAGUUAGAAUAUCUGAUCCAGAGAUUUGCCAAGCUGUUAAAAUAGUUCAAGAACAUAUUUUAGAAGCAGAUAAAAAAUUUGAGUCGUGCAUGAGCUUGCUGCCUACUCUUCACGUAACAUUAAUGGUGAUGCGGAUAACUGAUGAAGGCACCCAUAAAAAAGCUUUGCAAGCACUUAAGAAAGCAUCUCAAGAGCAUAAUAAUUUGAUGUGCAAAGAGCCUUUGUGCAUAGAAUUUAAAGGCUUGGGACACUUUAAUAACAGGGUAUUGUAUGCCAAAAUUACAAAUAACAAUGCAUUCGAUCGUUUAAGAUAUUUAGGUGAAUGUGUGGAAAAACAGUUUGCAGCAGCAUCAAUUGUCUCAUCUGAAAAGCGAGGAUUUGCACCGCAUCUGACAAUAGCAAAACUGAAUUUUGCAAAGAAAAAGCAUAGAAAUAUGAAAAAAAUCCAUCCUUCUUUGUAUGAAGCAUACAAAGAUAUUUACUUUGGAUGUCAGGCAGUAGAAAGCAUGCAGCUGCUUAAAAUGACAGGUCCAAAGGAUGCAACUGGAUAUUAUAGUGGAGAUGAAGUGUUUUUUACAGCUAGUUUUUAUCACCUAAAUGAGCAAGCAGAUGCAUAUGCAUGUUUCCCAUUCAAGAAUAUAGAGUGCAAGAUAAUGUGACCUUCCGUAUUCAUCAUAUUCAGCUGUUAAAGUUCUAAAAUAUUUUACUGUAUACUAUCUUAAUCUGUGAUUCUGAAGCUGGUAACAAUAAGAAAUAUUUUUAAUUUUAGUGUUGUUUAGUUAUAAAUCCUUUUCUGCUACCCUUUCUGUUUUUAUUCGUUUUUCUUUAAGAUGCACACCUUAAUUUCAGUAUGCCCAAUGAGCAAACACAGGGAAAAAAAACUUUUUUAAGUCCGAUAAAUAAGAUGCUAAAAUGUAACAAAUACUUUAUUAUGCCGAAAUUUGUUUAUUAGUGGUAUUACCUUCUGUUCAUUGAGAACUAUUUCUAAAUCACGUUCAGAAUCCGAUUCUUUUCUGACCAAGGUCUUUCAACUUCAAAUUCUCAAUUAUCCUCAAUAAAAUAAUAUAUUAUUCUACUGAUCUCAUAUAUAAUAAUAAUUAAUAUAAAAAAUUAUUAAAUAUUGCCAGUGACAAUCUUUCUGACGAAAUCAUGCAGAAUUACCCCUCAGUUUUUCUCCCCUCAGAAUCUGCAGUAACAUAAACUUUAAAUUGAUUUGGGGGAGAAUAAAACUGUUUCCAAAUACAUAAAAAGAAAACUUUAAAGUUAAACGCUAAAUUCCUAUACAUGAAGCACAAAUAAAUAAACGAAAAAGAAACCAAAUUCUCGGUCACUGAAGGUAUGAAAAUCUGUGCACUUUAUUUUUGUCACUCUGUAUAUAUUUAUUUAAUGCAAACUCUUUUCACUUUUGUUUUGUGAAUAUUUCUAUUUUUGUCGUUGCAAAUAACUUUAUUUCAACUUGCUUUGAAACUGACUGUCAAAUUUCAAAACUAAGGAGAUGGUGGGGUAUAUUUUUUAUUCUGAACAUUGUCUUUACUUGGAGGUAUCAGUUAUCCAGAUGUUGUUUCAAGUUACUUAUUUGCAAUGCUAGGCAUGACAUAUUCGUGGAUCCACAACCUGGUUGAACAAAUGUAAAUUUCAUAUUGUAAGCAGCAAAGUUAACUAAACAGUUGUAUGCUACUAUACCACUGAAAAGAUCACUUUUCAACAAAGUGCUCUUGAUUUUGUGCAUGAUGCAAACAUUUCCAUAUAUGUAAAGACGAGCCUAUUCUGUAUAGCCCUUAUAUGCUUUGCCACAAUUCACAUAAUCCAAUCCAAAUUCGAAAAAUAGGUAGACAAGAAUUGGAAAUACUAUUACCACAUUGUAUCUGAAAAGUGCUUCAAAUUCAGCACACCUUCUGGAGAUUCCUGAUGUUUCUUCAAAAAUCACGAUUUCGGAAAGAUUUCCAUAUGAACUCCAUAUUUAAUAAUUUUUAGGUUGACCUACAGAAUAGCAUUUUUAUAAGUUUUUUUAUUUCUAGACGAGCAAAUUCAUGUAAACUACCUUUUUGAGAUAUACCGAAGUUUUAAGAUUUGGAGACCUUCACUGUUGGAAAAAAAAAUUUUCUCUCUAGUGUGCUUUGCUUUAAACAAUAAUUUAAACAUAACAGUACCAAAAUUCCUUCUCGCUUGUCUUUUGAUCAGUUCAGAAUCCAUUACUUUCAAAACUGCAAGUAUAAUGUAAUAUUCCGUAUACUUUGUUAUUUUUGAAAUUCUGAUAGUAUCUUCAAUGCAUAAUUUAUCAAAUAUUAACAUAUUUAUGUGCAUUAUACAAAUUUCCCACUUUAUAUAGCAUUUAUAAUCCUCCUCUGAACAAAUUAUCUCUGAGUAUUUGGGCACCAACAUGCUGAGCAACUGAAAUUGAAAUAUGUAUGUAUGUAUUUUUAUACAUGAACAGAAUUUUGAAAUUUUAGAUUAUAAAGCUUCAUUUUGGAGGAAAUUUCCUGUACUUGUGAAUUUGUUCAUUUUAAUCCAAUUUUUGCAUUACUUUGUAUCUUUACUGUAAUGGAUUGUUUAACAUUCAAUAUAUUUUGACAAUGUAUUUAUAAGAUUACUGAGUAAAUAAUUUUUAAUGCUGCACUUACAUUAUUCGCCAAAAAUCUUCGUAAUCCUUCACUGUAAUUGAUUGUCUAUUGUUUAACAUUUAAUGCUCAACUUUUUAACAUAUGUCACAUGAUAGAAAUCAGUACUGCAGAAAUCAGUUUUAAUUAGGAUAACCUCAAGACUCAAAUUUGUAAGUUUAGUAAGAGAAAAAUUCCAAUGAGGUUAGAUAUUAUUAAAUAAUCAGAUUCAAUCUCUGGGCUGAAGACCUAAAAUAUCAACCUUUAAUUUUUUCAUAAACAUAUAUUAAUACAAUUUUGCAUU